ACGGAGGACGCUCGAGGCCGGGCUCCCCCGCGCGGCGCCUGACUGGAAAAGCCGGGCACGGCGCGGGGCCGAGCCACCUCUUCCACCGCCAGCUGCCCGCCAUCGCCCCACGUCUCGUCCCGCCGUUGUCUUUCCGCGCCGAGCGCCGCGCCGGCUACACAACAGCUCGGUGCAGCGAAUGCGUUUAUUUCCUGCAGCCUUGGGACUGUAGCAAAAUGGAGAAAUCCAAAAGCAGAUUAAAGCCUGGCAAGGUCCGUGUCAUUCAACUGCUGCCUCGGCCUGAGGUGCGUGCAGCUGGACAAUCCAUUGCUCGCCUGUCUGUCAGGCAGUUUCAGGACAGAUGUGAUGACAGUCUGGAUCAAGUUGGGUAUGCCCAGAGUCAGGGAAGAAGGUUAAAAGAAUUCCAAAUCAGUUACCUAGAAAGGAAGUUCUUCUAUCUCUGGGCAAAAAGGACAUUUGGACAAGUUCUCCCUUCCAAAGCCACAUGCCUGUAUGAGCAGCAGAUCCUUCGAAAAACUUUCAGAGUGUGGAGGGAAUGGUGGGUUGUGUGCAGAGAAAGGCAGCUCAGCCUCAGAGCAGACAGCCAUUACAGGCACUUUCUCCACAGUUUGAUAUUCAGGGCUUGGAAAGCCUAUGUAUUCCAACAACGGGGAAAGAGGAACAAAUAUUAUGUUGCAGAGUCUCAUGCAAAGAAGCAAAAACUGCUCAGGACGUGGCAGCACUGGCUGGUUUAUGUUGAUGUCCAAAGGACAAAACAAAGGAUGCAGGCUGUGGCACUGGCAUUCAGGGAAAGAACCCGUUUGCGGAUAUCCUGGGCAGCAUGGAGGAGACGAUGCUGUCAGGUCUGUGCUGGACGUAAAAUGAACAUUUUGGCUCUGCAGCACUGGGCUCAGAGCCUGCAAUUUCGAGCUUGGCUGCAGUGGCAGCACCUAUAUUUAAACAGCCAGAGUGCCAAGCAGAAGGAGACUCAGGCAGUUACUCACCACGUGCACAGGGAAUUGAGGAGGUGCAUGGAAGCAUGGCUGGAAUAUGUGAACAUCCGCAGGGAAAAGAAACAUCAGAAUGAGCUGGCUCAAGAGCAUCUCCAAGGCACGGUGGUCCAGCGGUGUUUCUCAGAUUGGCGUCACUCAUGGGAGUGCAGGAGAAGAGUGCAUGCUUACCAAAAGGACCUUGAUAGACUGUCAGCAAGGAUUACCUUAAGGACAGUCUUUGCACACUGGAGGCAUUAUGUUGUGCUGUGUGUGGAAGAGACUCUGCAAUGUGAGCUGGCUGAAAAGCACCACAGACAUCAGCUGCUGAAGUUUGGGUUUAAGGGUCUUCAGCAGAAUGUCAUGAACAGUCAUCUUCAUCAAGUGAGAAAAAAUCUCUCAUUCCACCAGCACCGAGUUACAGUGCUGCAGAAGUUCUGGAACUGCUGGAAGUCCCGUUUGGAAGAGAAGGAGGAACAACAACAGCAGGCCUUAACAUCUGUGGCUCAUGCCCGUUACAGGAGGGUGUUGAUGAGACAUGUAUUUGACACAUGGUUGGUGAAGGCGUGCAAGCAGCAAGAAUACAGGAUGGGAGAGAACAGGGCUGUACUUCAUUUUGAAAGGCAACUUUUGGUUUCCUUCUGGUGCUUUUGGCAUAGAAGAACAGCUGCACGUCUGGAAGAGAAGGAGGACUUGGCUCGUGCAAGAGAUCACUACAGGAACAUGCUUCUUCUGAAUGCUUUCCAUCUGUGGAAGAAAAAUACUCAGGAGAGAAAAAUGGAGAAGCUCAAGGAGAUGCAAGCCUUAAGGUUUCACUGUUCAAAGUGUCUGCAGCAGUCUUGGAACAAAUGGAGAAAGUACAUGCAGCAUCAGUGUGAGAAAUGGAGGAAGCUGGUGCAAGCAGACAUGCAUUAUCAGCACGUGCUCCUGGGCAAGAUGUUGGCAGCCUGGAAGAGUUAUCAAAAUAACAUUCACUGCAUUCUGUACCAAGUAGCUGAAAAGGAGGAGCAGCACACUAGACUGCUGCUGCGGCAGCUUCUGUAUUUGUGGAGGGAAAAUGCUCUUGCUCUUAUACAUGAAAGGAAAGUGACUACUCAAGCAGAUGAGCACUACCAGAGAGCAAUCCUGUUAAAGGUGUUGCAGCACUGGAGGUGCACUGCCUCACUACGAGUGUAUCACCGUCAGCAGAAGGUGGCAGCUGUGAUGGAGGCCAGGAAACAUUUGGAUGCAGUGCGUUUACAGACCCUGUUUCUUUGCUGGAAGGAAUUUACUAAGGAGUCUCUGAUGAUGAAGGUUCAGCAGCACAGAGCAGUGCAGCACCAUCAGCAGCACCUACUGCAGAAUUACCUGGAAAAAUGGAAGAAAUACCAUCAGCAGUGCACUGAGAAGAUGCUACUGCAGAGAAAAGGAGGACAGCUAAUGACUCAUAGGCUUCGCUCUACUUUCUUUUUGUGCUGGAAGACAAGGCUGUUGCAGCAGCAAUGGGAAAAGCGGCAGACAGUGCAAGCAUUGUGGCACUGGUCACUUUCAUUGCAGAGGAGGGUGUUCAGUGCUUGGCUGAGAUUUGCCCAGGGGCAACAGCAGUACAAAGAACGCAUUGAAAAAGCCAAAGGAGUUUAUCAUGCUGCCCUCCUGAGAGAAGGUGUAACCAGGAUUUUGAGGUACACUGCUGGCAUGAAACAAUUGCGGGGAGAGCUCCAAGCCCGGAACCAGAUGAAGGCAGCCUACAAUCUUCACCAGUCAGUCUAUCGCUGUGCAAUGCUCUGGAAACAGAAGGCUCUCUACAAGAAAUUAAAUAAGCCUCGUUCUUUUCUGCCACCUCUGAAGAAGCAAGUGACAUUUGAAAUACCUGAUGACAGCCUUGAAACAAGAGGACAUUCAGCAGAGGAAAAGCUGUGGCCUUCAGAAUGCAGUGAUCUUCCAUUCCUAUUUGCUGGCAAUAACUCAACUCUCAGUGAGCUAGGGGUUGUCCGACGAGCAAGGUUACCACCACGAAGACCUGACUUCCUCAUAGAAUCUCUAGAAAGAAAGGAACUGCUGGGAACUCCUUUUUCCAGAUCAGAAAUGCCUUUUCAGCCAACAGAUGUGAACAAAUGUUCUUCUCAGAAUGGGAAUUUAAUGUUAACAAUGGAAAUGGAAGAAAACACCUGUAAGAGGCUCUCUCAACUGGGCAGUACCACUCACUGCUACUCUCCUCUGACACACAGUGCUCUCCCAUCUGUGCCAUCGAGGACAAGUGAUGUGCACUGUGCUGUUCAGAAGCCAGAGUUAUGGUCUCCUUCAUCUUUCAUGCCCCAGGUGAAAGCUGGAGCAGAAAUGAAAGGAGGUCAGCCUGUGCGUGGUCAGACAGGAGCCUGUUCCCAAGCUUGUCAACAGAGAAAAGAGUUGGAGAAAUUGCAACCAAGCUUAAGGUCACAUUUGCUGUCACCUGAAGAAUUACUGAGAAAAGAGAGUCACCAAAAUGCAGCUGAAUUGGAAGAAAGAAAGCACAGUUCCAGAGAAGAAAUUGUGCUACAGAGAAAGCUAGAAGCAGAGCUCCAAAGCAUCCAACAGCAAAUGCAGUACUACUUCAGCAGGAAGCAAGAACUCAAGUCUUGUCGGCAGCAGGCAGAGAUUCUACAUGAGUGGCUAAAAAGGAGAGCACAACCACAGGAUCAAGAUAGUAUACAAAAAGUUCAGGAAGAAUUGGACCAGUUGGAGGUGAGGAUCAGUGCUCUCACCAAAGCACAACACCGAGAGAGACAGCACGUGCAGAACCUGGUUGCUCGCCUGCAUGAUAUUCAGGUUGCUCUGGAUAUGUAAAUUCACAUGAACACAACUUCCAGAAGGAGUGGCUGCAGUUUUCACCCCUUUCAUAGCAGGAAAGCAUAGAGGAUGGAAAGAGAUGUAUGCAUUCUCUUAGUCCAGGUGUGGUACUUCUAUUUUAUAAACUAACUUAAAUAUU
Molecule: messenger RNA, 3912 nt
Organism: Lagopus muta (rock ptarmigan)
Lineage: Eukaryota; Metazoa; Chordata; Aves; Galliformes; Phasianidae
Gene: SFI1
Product: SFI1 centrin binding protein
Exons: 31
Coding region: 216-3770 (1184 amino acids)
Molecular function (GO): phosphatase binding
Source: RefSeq, a predicted model, not a curated record